This is a messenger RNA of Epithele typhae, 1560 nucleotides long. Its product is annotated as nucleotide-diphospho-sugar transferase. The coding region runs from base 1 to 1560 and encodes 519 amino acids. The transcript is spliced from 3 exons. Gene Ontology annotation, biological process: mannosyl-inositol phosphorylceramide biosynthetic process. NCBI's taxonomy places the organism in Eukaryota, Fungi, Basidiomycota, Agaricomycetes, Polyporales, Epitheliaceae. The record is from RefSeq and is a predicted model, not a curated record. Gene Ontology annotation, molecular function: mannosyltransferase activity.
AUGUUCCGGAGACGGACGGUCUGCACCCUCCUCUGUCUCCUCGCCACCUUCCUCGUCGGCACCGUCAUCGUUCUUUCCUCCGUCUCCUUCUACCUCGCUAUUGAUCGUCCUGCCUACAUCACCCAAGACGAGCUCGACCGCACCUUUAAUGACUCCCAGCACCCCGUUCUAGAACGUGUACCGCGCAUAAUUCACCAGACAUGGAAGUCUGACACUCUCCCAGACCGGUGGGUCAACGUUUCGCAGAGCUGCAAGGACAUGAUGCCCGACUACGAGUACAUGCUGUGGACCGACAACGGCUCGCGAGACUUCCUCGCCGAGCACUACCGCUGGUUCCUCGACACCUUCGACGGCUACACAUAUCCCAUCCAGCGCGCCGAUGCCAUUCGCUACUUCGUGCUCUACCACUAUGGCGGCGUUUACAUCGACCUCGACAUGGGCUGCCUCCGUCCUAUGGAUCCCCUCCUCGUUUAUCCCGUCAUUCUCCCCAAAACCAUCCCCGUCGGUGUGUCGAACGACCUCAUGUUCGCGGAGAAGGGCCAUCCCUUCUUGGCGCAAACAAUCCACGGCCUCACGAAAUUCGACUACAACUGGAUCAUCAACUACCCCACCGUCAUGUUCUCGACCGGCCCCAUGUUCCUAUCCGCAGAAUACGGCGCGUGGACGUCCAGCGGAGAAGUUCGCAUCCUCCCCAAGGCGCUGUACGGAAAGAACGCGAAGCCAGGCGAAGCCCCCAACGCGUUCUUUUCCCACUUCUACGGCAGCAGUUGGCACGCAGACGACGCCGCCUUCAUUGGUUUCCUCGGCAAGUGGGGCAAAGGGCUCAUGUGGGCGGGACUGAUGGUCUUCGUUGCUGGCUUCAUUCGCAUGGUCUUGCUUCCCCGACAGCGUUCUCGCCCACGCAUUGGUGGGUACGACGUCUAUAUGCCCCGGUGGACGCAGAAGAACGGUCGGUGGCAUCUCGACCUCGGCUGGUUCUCCCUCCCCGCGUCAGGGUCAAACACUUCGCCCCCUUCCCCAAUCGCGCUUCCGCGCGAAAGCGGUUCAGACGAAGAGGAAGAUAUGCAACUCCUACCCCUUUACGACUCGUCACGCUCAGCCUCCCCUGCCCCCUCGGACGUUUCCUUUGGUCUGGAUGGUCCGGGCUACGGCGGUCACGGUGUCGUCGACCACGUGCGGCGCGCAGGGAACCGGCUCUACGACAACAUCUUUGGUCCAGUCGACCCCCCUUCAACACCCUCACGUUCACGCCGGCGCCGCCUGCGCCCACGCGGCGUCAUGUUCUUCCUCCCCGCCUUCCUCACUCAGGAACAAAACGCGAUGGUCGACGUGCCGUUCACGCCCCAUGGGCGCACGUCGUCGUACGCGGCACCCCGCCAUCAACACCCGCGAGAUCGGGAGGGGUCGCCAUCAUCAAACUCGCUACCGCCAGAGAAACAGCGCUACGCGGCGGACUUGGCGCGCGCGGGGCUCAUCCCCCCAUUGGAUCCGUCCAGGGAGAGCCAUGGGCGUGCGGGGAGCUCGUCUUCCGAGGGCUCCUUGUCAUCGACUGUUUGUUGA